AUGUCGCAACUUAGCAAAAUAGGCAAUAUGGUUGACGUUACAACCCUUUGCAAAGUGCUCAGCGUCCUUGCUGUGUCUUCGAUAAUUCUUCGUUGGAUUUACAAUCUUUACUUUCAUCCAUUGCGGUACAUUCCCGGGUCUAGGCUGGCUGCUAUGACUUCCUGGUUUGAGUUCUAUUAUGAUGUUUGGGGCAGUGGCAUUUACCUCCUGAAGAUCAAGGAGAUGCAUGAGACAUAUGGCCCUAUCAUUCGAGUCAACCCGAAUGAGAUUCACAUCGCGGAUCCCAGUUUUUACCAUCAAAUCUACACCAGUGGCACUCGCAAGGUCAACAAAGAUCCUUCAACUGUAGCAGGCUUCUCCGUUCCAAACUCUGUAGCAGCGACGGUUGACCAUUUCCACCACCGUUCUCGACGGGGCUACAUGAACCCCUACUUUUCCAAAAGGGCCAUCGUUGCUCUUGAGCCCGAGAUCCAUGAGCGUAUUUCCGCUUUGUCUGCCAGGCUCCGGCGCGCCUCGGUAGAAGGUGCUCACUUGUCUCUUGACAGGUGUAUUUCCGCCAUGACAGCUGAUAUUAUCCUGAAGCGGUUCUUUGGCCAACACUAUGAUUACGUCAACGAGCCCAAUUUUGAGUUCCCCAUUCGUGACGGAUUUUUCGGAGUUUCCUUGAUCUUCCAUCUAGCUCGUUUCGCCCCGCGACUCAUUCAAUCUCUGAGGAAACUACCCAUCCCUGUCAUCAGCUGUAUCCUUCCCAAGGUUGCCAACUUUCUGAUCUUGGAGAAAUAUAUCACGGAAAAAAUGUCGGCCACCCUUGCAGCUGAAAAGAAAGACACUUCCACAGCCAAGUCUGUCAUCCUUGAAUCUCUGGCUAACGAACGAAUCCCCGCACACGAGAGAACUAUGAAGCGUCUGGUUGACGAAGGUCUUGUCAUUACCAUUGCCGGUACAGAGACAUCCGCCAGAGCUCUCUCCGUAGGACUGUUCUAUCUUAUCCAAAAUAAGACUCUCAUAUCCAAACUGCGCGCGGAAGUCGCUGCAGCUGUCCCGCACGACCAAUCUCCAGAUACGUGGACUCUGAAGCAGCUAGAGCGCCUGCCUUUUCUCACUGGCUGUGUUAAGGAAGCCCUUCGCCUCUCCUUUGGUCCCAUCAGUCGUCUGCCCCGCAUCUCGGUAGAGGAUGUUUUGCAAUACAAGGAAUAUCGUAUCCCACCUGGAUAUCCGGUGAGUCAGUCGACCUGGUUGGUCCACACUGACCCAUCUGUGUUUGUUGAACCUCUCAAAUACGACCCAGAGAGAUGGGUUCGAGCUGCAGACGAAGGCUUCCAACUGGACAAUUUCCUUGUCACCUUCACUAAAGGCAGUCGCCAGUGUCUUGGAAUCAACAUGGCCUACGGUGAGAUGUACCUCACCUUGGCCCGGUUGGUAUGCGGUUUCGACAUGGAACUGUGGAACACGACCUUGGAAGAUGUGCAGAUCCAUCAUGCGCGAAUCAUCGGUAGUCCGAAGUUCGAUAAAAAGAGAGGUGCUGGACAAGGUGAAAUCAAAGUCAAAGUUCUACGAGAGAGGAUCGCGGCCGCUUAG
Messenger RNA from Aspergillus pseudoviridinutans, 1578 nucleotides. RefSeq names its product cytochrome P450. The transcript has 5 exons. Gene Ontology annotation, molecular function: heme binding; oxidoreductase activity, acting on paired donors, with incorporation or reduction of molecular oxygen; monooxygenase activity. Bases 1 to 1578 code for a protein of 525 amino acids. Lineage: Eukaryota; Fungi; Ascomycota; Eurotiomycetes; Eurotiales; Aspergillaceae. The record is from RefSeq and is a predicted model, not a curated record.